Molecule: messenger RNA, 2112 nt
Organism: Zingiber officinale
Lineage: Eukaryota; Viridiplantae; Streptophyta; Magnoliopsida; Zingiberales; Zingiberaceae
Exons: 8
Coding region: 1-2112 (703 amino acids)
Biological process (GO): DNA integration
Molecular function (GO): nucleic acid binding
Source: RefSeq, a predicted model, not a curated record
AUGGAGGAAGAAAAGGCUAGGGAAUAUCAAGAAUUGGUGAAAUUAUUCAGCAAGGUUGAAGUGAAUGUGCCUUUGCUUACCAUGAUUAAGCAAAUUCCUAAAUAUGCCAAAUUUCUCAAGGAUCUUUGUGUGCACAAAAAGAAAUUGAAGGGGAAUGAAUUGAUAAGUAUGGGAAAAAAAUGUUUCAGCGUUACUUCAGCCAGUUCCUCAGAACCUACAGGUGUAGUAAUUCAAUUAGCUAACCGAAGUCAAGCACACCCAGCUGGAGUGAUAGAAGAUGUAUUGGUAAAAGUGAGGGAGUUGAUUUUUCCUGCAGAUUUUUACAUCUUAGAUAUGGAGGGUGAUCUGCUUGCGAACUGGGUUCCGCUUAUUCUUGGACGCCCAUUCUUGAAGACUGCUAGAACGAAGAUUGAUAUGCAUGCAGGAACUCUUUCUAUGGAGAUAGGAGACACAGUGGUUAGAUUUAGCAUUUUUGAGGCUAUGAAGCAUUCUAAAGAGGAUCAUUCUAUACUUAGCGUGGAUAUCUCAGAGGAGUUGGAUGGCAUGGAGUUCUUGUCAGAUGUUGAUUCAGACUUAGAGGUUUCUGAUUUUGGUCAAGAGAAUGAAUUUGUUUCUUUGUUGGAGGAUAUCUUAGAUGUGGAGGAAGAUGCUAACUCAAGAGAAUGCGUAGGGGAUUGCUUAGGAGAAGCAUUACCCCUAGGAUCGCUCAGAGAGGAAGAGAUAUGUGUAGGUGAUUGCUUGGCAGCACUACCCCCAGGAUCACCUACUAUUGACCAGACACAGGAGGAAUUGAAGUCAUUGUCUCAACAUUUGAAAUAUGUGUAUUUGGGAGAGAAUAAGCAGCUACCUGUCGUCAUAGCUCAGAAUUUGGAACUAGAUCAGGAGGAAAGAUUGUUAGAGAUUCUGAGACAACAUAGAAAGGCCAUUAGAUGGACUCUGGCAGACAUUCUUGGUAUCAGUCAUUCCAUUUGUAUGCAUAGGAUUCACUUAGAGGAGGAUGCUGACAUUAUUUAUCCGAUUUUUGACAGUAAAUGGGUAAGUCCCAUUCAUGUGGUUUCGAAGAAGUCAGGGGUGACAGUGGUAGCUAAUGAAGAGAACGAACUGGUGCCUACGAGAAUAAAGAAUUCUUGGAGAGUAUGUGUGGACUACAGGAAGCUGAACCAAGCAAGCCGAAAGGAUCAUUAUCCACUUCCUUUUAUUGAUCAGAUGUUGGAGAGGCUGACAGAGGACCAGGAGAAGACUACCUUCACUUGUCCUUUUGGUACAUUCACAUAUUGUAGGAUGUCAUUUGGACUGUGCAACACUCCAGUCUCUAGGAAAGGCAUUGAAGUAGAUCCUGCUAAAGUUAGCGCUAUAUCUUCUUUAUCUUACCCCGUAUGCGUGCAGGAGGUUCGAGCUUUUCUUGGUCAUGCAGGAUUCUACAGGAGAUUUAUUAGGGACUUCAGUAAGAUUGCUCUGCCAUUGUCUCAGCUACUUCAGAAGGAUGUUAUGUUUGAUUUCGAUCAGAGGUGUAUAGAGGCGUUCGACAGAUUGAAGGAGACUCUUACUUCAGCACCUAUUAUCAGACCCCCAGAUUGGUCCUUAUCUUUUGAGUUGAUGUGCGACGCUUCAGAUUAUGCAAUGAGAGUUGUACUUGCACAGAGAGUGGAUGGAGCACCACAUGUUAUUUGCUACGCAUCAAAGACUUUAGACUCAGCUCAAGCGAACUACACAACAACAGAAAAAGAGCUUCUUUCUAUUAUACAUGAUAGGAGUGGGAAUGAGAACUUGGUUGCAGAUCACUUGAGCAGGAUUGAAGGAGACUUGGACCAUUCAGCUAUUGAUGAUGAUUUCAAGGAUGAGCAGCUUCUACAGUUGCUAGUUGAUUAUGUUUUCAAAUGGGUGGAGGCCAUUCCCACUAUGACUGAUGACUCUUUUAUUGUUGUUAGCUUUGUCAGACACAUGAAGGCUUUGAUACAUAAGUACGGGGUUACACACAAAGUUUCUACAUCAUAUCACCCUCAAACGAAUGAGCAAGCAGAAGUGUCUAACAGGGAGGUGAAAUCAAUUCUUGAAAAGACUGUGAGACCAGAUAGAAAGGAUUGGAGCAAAAGACUUGAAGAUGCACUAUGA